AUGUCAGUUAUCAAGCAAGGGAAUUGUAAACUGUCGUCAUAUACACCACUCGAAGGCUUGGUAAAAACCAAAUGUCUCGGCUGCGGUAAACGUCGCAUGUAUUUCUGUUACGAUUGCCGUAUUCUUCUCCCUGGUGUAUACUCCCCUCGCGUGAAGUUGCCGUGCGAUGUGGAUAUAGUUAAGCAUCCAAUGGAAAAGAACAGCAAAAGUAGCGCUAUUCAUUGCAAGAUUGUAGCCCCUGAGCAAACACGGGUUUUCGAUGUACCGGAUGUCUACGACUAUGGUGCUGAGGACACUUCAGAUGAUGCGGGUAGCAAUGUGCUGGUGUUUCCUUCUCCUUCUGCGGUCUCUAUCGAGGAAUUCGUUCGGAGGAAUGGUCGAAUAAAGCGAUUUGUUGUUUUGGAUUGCACAUGGUUCCAGGUGAACAUGAUGCAGAAAAUCCGUCAGAUUCAAGGCCAGUACUGCGCUCAGAAUCUCCCUUGCGUCUCACUGACCAACUAUAGCACUGCUUUUUGGAGACCCCAGCAUAAUGUCGAUGACCAUGGUUUGGCAACAAUUGAGGCUAUUUAUUACGCUCAACGAGAGUAUCAAGAGCAAGUUACUAAGCAGCCGUACGGAGGAGAAUUCGAUGAUUUGCUGUACUGGUUCUUCCAUACUCGGCAAUAUGUCAACAAACGGCAGGAGGAAUAUCGCAAGCGAAAGCUCGAAGAAACUAAGACACUAGAAGAACCGGUCAAGCUGGCAACUACUUAA
This is a messenger RNA of Cooperia oncophora, 753 nucleotides long. NCBI's taxonomy places the organism in Eukaryota, Metazoa, Nematoda, Chromadorea, Rhabditida, Trichostrongylidae. The record is from the annotation of a GenBank genome assembly.